GUUAAUUACAUCUUUGAUAACACUCACUAAUAGUCAGUCAAUGGCCAACUGGAUGCACUUAGGAAUGGUAGGGGUAAACCUUCCCCGGACUCCCACACAAAGAAAUAACAUUUUUGGAGCAAAUUAUGUUAACAAUUAUAUAUCUGAAGAUCCAAUGAGACAGCAUAUGAUGCGCACAGAUAUUGAAAGACAUAUGGGACAGGCCAUGGCAUCUAAUGUAGGAUCAAUAGGACAGGUCAUGGCCUCUAAUGUAGGAUCAAUAGGACAGGCCAUGGCUUCUAAUGUAGGACCAUUAGGACAGGCCAUGGCCUCUAAUGUAGGAUCAAUACCAACUAAUGGCAUAUCAAACGGCAUCUCAAACAGUGUGUCCAACUCUUAUUCAUCGUAUACUUCAUCGCUGGAUUCACUGUCCCAUUCAAACACAGUUGAACAACACGAGAGUAGUAGUUGCGCUAAAAUGCCUGGACUGGUGUCCAAACAAUUGCAAGUAUGUGAGGGACAUCCUAAUGCUAUGUAUGCAGUAAGUGAGGGCGCCAAGAGGGCCAUCCAAGAGUGCCAAAAACAAUUCAAAAAUGAGCGGUGGAACUGUACCACUGAAGGAGAUAAGUCUGUAUUUGGACACACUUUACAAAGAGGAAGCAGGGAAACGGCAUUUGUUUACGCCAUCACCAGUGCGGGUGUCGUUCACGCCAUAUCACAAGCGUGUUCGGCCGGUAACCUAACCGAGUGCUCGUGUGAUCUUUCACCGCAAGGCCAUAACAACCCGGAGGGCUGGAAAUGGGGCGGUUGUUCCGAUAAUAUACGGUAUGGCAUGCAAUUUGCCAAAACCUUUGUCGACGCACCCGAAAGGGCCGCCAGAAAGAAAAACCGAGACAUCCGAGCGAUGAUGAACUUACACAACAAUCUGGCCGGUCGUCUGUCAAUUCAAAAUCAAAUGGAGUUGAAAUGCCGGUGCCAUGGAGUGAGUGGUUCUUGUGAAUUGAAGACAUGUUGGCGGACAUUACCACCAUUUAGUCAAGUGGGACACGUGUUGAAGCAAAAGUAUGAAAGUUCAGUGCAAAUAUCACCGAAAGCACGCAAACGGCUCCGACCUAAAGGCAAAGUGAAACGCAAGGUUCCCGUUAGUAAAGAAGAUUUGGUUCACAUCCAUAAGUCGCCCAACUUUUGCAUUCAAGACUAUAAAAAAGGUAUUUUAGGCACAACUGGUCGACAAUGCAAUAAGACAUCGACCGGACCCGAGAGCUGUAAUCUUCUAUGUUGUGGUCGUGGAUAUAAUACCCAAAUAUUUAGACAAGUGGAAAGGUGUCAGUGCCGGUUCCACUGGUGCUGUUUUGUCACCUGCUCUGUUUGCGAGCAAAUGGUUGAAGUCUAUACUUGUAAGUGAUUUGAAACAUAAACCACUGUAAAUGACAACCAAAUAUAAACUAAUAUUCAAUUAUAACAAAACCAAUCAAUAACUGGUCUGAUAUUUGCGUGUUUCAUGUGAUGAGACAUAUUUCUGGAAAUGUAUAAAAACUAAACUUAUUUUUUAUAAGUUAAUCGUUUAAUU
Messenger RNA from Oppia nitens, 1549 nucleotides. Its product is annotated as protein Wnt-16-like. NCBI's taxonomy places the organism in Eukaryota, Metazoa, Arthropoda, Arachnida, Sarcoptiformes, Oppiidae. Gene Ontology annotation, molecular function: frizzled binding; cytokine activity. Bases 41 to 1384 code for a protein of 447 amino acids. Gene Ontology annotation, cellular component: extracellular region. The record is from RefSeq and is a predicted model, not a curated record. Gene Ontology annotation, biological process: neuron differentiation; multicellular organism development; cell fate commitment. The transcript has 5 exons.